AUGCUUAGCCCGGGCGAACUGACGCCUGGAAUCACCGCCCUUGAAUAUGCGCAACGUCGAUCGAAGCUCGCCAACAAGCUACCUAAAGGCGCAAUUGCGGUGCUAGCUGCCUCGGAGGUCAAGUACCGUGCGCAAGGUAUCUUCAAUGAGUACCGCCAGGACUCUAAUUUCUUUUACCUAACGGGAUUCAACGAACCGAAUGCACUGGCGAUUAUCGGCAACGACGGCUCUGGCGAUAACCAUAUCUUCCAUUUAUACGUGCAGGAAAAGGAUCCUAAGGCAGAACUCUGGGACGGGGCGCGCUCCGGCACCCAGGCUGCUGUGGAUGUCUUCAAUGCCGAUGAGACAGGAAAUAUUGAACGCAUUGGAGAUAUUUUGCCGAGCAUUAUCCAGGGAGCAACGGAGGUUUACUCGGAUAUCCCCACAUUUGAUGGCUCUAGGUCAUCUUUGAAUCGGUACCUGUAUGGGCCAACAGUCGCAUCAGAAAAGUUGAAGAAGGUCAUCGAUGGCCGCAGGGUCAAGCCGUUGAAGCAUAUGCUCAAUGAAAUGAGGGUGUUCAAGAGUGAGAAUGAGGUUGUACAGAUGCGCCGACUGGGACAAGCGGCAGGGAGAGCUUUCACCGAGUCUAUGCGACAGGGCUUUACUCGCGAAAAAGACCUCUAUUCCUUCCUCGAGUACCAAUUCAAGGUCAAUGGUUGUGAUGGGAACGCAUUUGUCCCGGUUGUUGCGGGUGGGCAGAAUGCCUUGGCUAUUCAUUACACCCGAAAUGACGAUAUAUUGAAGGAUGGCGAUUUGGUUCUCGUUGAUGGCGGUGGUGAAUGGGGAACCUAUAUUUCCGACAUCACUAGAACGUGGCCUGUCAAUGGCAAGUUCUCUGAUCCCCAGCGGGAUCUGUACAAUGCUGUGCUCAACGUGCACCGGCGCUGUCUCGCUUUAUGCCGCGAGACCUCCAAUCUUUCUCUAGACAAACUUCAUGGCAUCGCCGAGACUGGAUUGAAAGACGAGCUCAAGUCGCUUGGCUUUGAUCUUUCCGGCAAUGCACUCAAUGUUCUCUUUCCGCACCAUCUAGGCCACUACAUUGGUCUGGAUGUUCAUGACUGCCCUGGGUAUUCUAGAGGCUACGACCUGAAAGCAGGUCAAUGUAUAACAAUUGAACCGGGUAUUUAUGUUCCUGACGAUGAAAGAUGGCCUGCCCACUUCCGCGGGAUCGGAAUUCGUAUUGAGGAUAGUGUUUGUGUCGGAGACGAACACCCGAUUGUUUUAACCCCAGAGGCUGUCAAGGAGGUUGAGGACAUUGAGGCACUGCGUAGUUAG
This is a messenger RNA of Penicillium griseofulvum, 1314 nucleotides long. Its product is annotated as aminopeptidase P family protein. Gene Ontology annotation, molecular function: manganese ion binding; metalloaminopeptidase activity. The transcript is spliced from 10 exons. The record is from RefSeq and is a predicted model, not a curated record. Gene Ontology annotation, cellular component: mitochondrion. The coding region runs from base 1 to 1314 and encodes 437 amino acids. NCBI's taxonomy places the organism in Eukaryota, Fungi, Ascomycota, Eurotiomycetes, Eurotiales, Aspergillaceae.